UGUCCGAGGUGCUGACCGUCCCGCCUGCAGCCCGCCGGCGCCCUGCGCGUCCACCUGCACCCGAUCCUGCCAAUUCCUGGCCUUCCUCCCACCCUCGGUCUGCCUGUUUUUCUCUCUUAACCCAGGAGUCGAAGGAAAUCAUGGUGUUCGCCCCAGGUGAGAAGCCUGGAAAUGAGCCUGAGGAGGUGAAACUGCAGAAUGCCAGCAAACAGAUUGUGCAGAAUGCCAUCCUACAGGCUGUGCAGCAGGUCUCCCAGGAGAGUCAGCCCCGGGAAGACAAGAACAGCGACGCCCGGGGCCGCAGCCAGCUGGGUGUGCAGGAGUUAACCAAGAAGCACGAAAAGAAGUAACAGGGUGGUGGGUUUGGCUCUUGUCAUAUGCUUGGUCUCUAGCCUUCCUGUUAGUAUAGGAUGCGUUGCCAAAAUGUCGCCAAUAAGCAAACCAACAUGUGUUCUGGACACCUAGCCGUAGGAUGAAUUUGUGCUAGCCCUUGGCUGAGAAGCAGUGUUUUCAAAAAGUGCAUCAGAUGAUUCUGUUCAUAUUUAUACAGUGCCUCUGAGACAGAGUGGGGCCAUACCUGACACUGUAAUUGCAAAAGUAGUUUUGCAGCACAAUUUAGUUUUUAAAUUCUUUUUUUUUUAAAGAGUUCUAAGUCUUGUUUAUUUACUUCUGCCUUUUAUGCAUUCUUUCUGUGAUUUCAACCAUCAGCCUUUUGUUAUUUUAAAUGAAAUACUGAGUAGAGUUCUGUGUUCUUUAUAAAUAUUUUUAAAAGAUGUUGCUGGAGUGAAGAAAUAGAGUCUUAGCCCCUUUCAUAUAUUUUUUAUGAAAUGAGUUCAGGUCCAAGAUCAAAUUAAGCAAAAGCAAAUUCUUAGAGUUCAGAAGCUCAGUAAAGCAUGUAUUUAUAUUAUUAUUUUUUUUUAAAAAAGGAAUAUAGGCCUUUUAAGAACUCAUUCCUUUAAUCCCAGUUCUCUAAAUUGUUUCAUAGCUGACAUUUGCCUUCUGGGCAGAAAUCCACUGGGAAUAUUAUGGGUUUCCUUUCUCAUCUCAAGAUUAAAUAAAAUAAGACAGGUGAGUCUACAUGCAUGAGCCACUGACUGCUUGAUUCCUCCACAGUCCAGUGGAGAAGAACUGCAGCUCCGAAUCCCUAAACUGCUGCUCGCCUUGGACCUACUUAGCCUUUGGUCUGAUUAUGGACUGCAGCAUCCCUGGAAGGAACCUUGGGGCCUUAUAAAAACUGUGUCAUAUCAGGCUAUGCAUUCUCAUUAAUACCUAACCAUAGAAACUUUCCGUUUCCCAUGCACAAAUUAGAAUUGCUUUUUGAGAUUAUGAAAAUCAUACAGAUCAGAAAUGAAUAAUGCUUAAAAUGGGAAAGGCAUUUUUUUUGAUUCUAUGAAGCAUGCAAAUACGGAAGAAGCAUACACAAACAGUAUUAUGAAGGCAUUUCCGGGAAGUGUGUGUGUGUGUGUGUGUGUGUGUGUGUGUGUUUGAGCCAACUCUCUUUGGACAGGAUGACUUCCUGCCCAUCUUUAUGGAGUCUUUGAGAAUAUCAUUUCCUGUGCUAUACAAAAGUUACAGAGAUGGUGCUAUUGGGGGCAGAAAAAGUAUUUGACCUUUGUUAAAACUUUGAGGCUUCAGAGUAUCAGUGUCUACGUUUGAUAAUUCUUUUUUAAAAAGCAAAGAAUCGGCAUAUAAAAUGUGACUAACGUUAAGUAUAUGUCUAUAAUUUCAGUAUGUUACACUUUCCAGAUGGAUAUGAUGGAUAAGAGUAGAUAAAGGAAAACAAUCUCUUUAUCAAUUGUGUUAGGCUGUUUCCCUUAUGGCACAGAUGGAAUAAAUUAAUUCAGGGAGAGAAUGGAGGGGAAGUAAAGGAGGUUAAAUUUAAAUAUUGCUUAUCCCUAAAUAUUUUUUGGCAGAACUCAUGACAGUUGAAGAAUAAAUUUAAGUUAAUGUAAAGGCACAUGAAUGAUGUGAUAUAAUUGCAUAGUGUAGAUAGUGGAAAUGAAAGUAUUCAGGAAAAUUAUUCAGGGAUGCCCACAAAUAAGAAACAAACCCAAUGCUUGUAGUUUGCAAGUUAUCUGGCACUAUGUCUACUAAGAUGUCUGAAUAUAACCAGCCUUGUUUAUUUUCUGUCACAAUACAGAAGCAUAAAAACAUGUUAUCUUUCUUCUCUGAUGUAUCUGUACUAAUAAACUGGGGAUCUUUGGGAACAAACAUAUUAUUAACCUCUGUAUCAAAAUGUUAUUUAUAAAUAAAAUAUACCCAGCUUUGAA
Messenger RNA from Marmota monax (woodchuck), 2270 nucleotides. It is a transcript of the gene Akain1, whose product is annotated as A-kinase anchor inhibitor 1. The transcript has 2 exons. The record is from RefSeq and is a predicted model, not a curated record. Bases 141 to 350 code for a protein of 69 amino acids. NCBI's taxonomy places the organism in Eukaryota, Metazoa, Chordata, Mammalia, Rodentia, Sciuridae.